Colletotrichum orchidophilum is the source of this 3879-nucleotide messenger RNA. RefSeq lists its product as uncharacterized. Gene Ontology annotation, molecular function: phosphatidylinositol binding. Bases 1 to 3879 code for a protein of 1292 amino acids. Lineage: Eukaryota; Fungi; Ascomycota; Sordariomycetes; Glomerellales; Glomerellaceae. Gene Ontology annotation, cellular component: intracellular membrane-bounded organelle. The record is from RefSeq and is a predicted model, not a curated record. The transcript has a single exon.
AUGCUCCCAUCUUCCUUGCACCGGGAACAAGCGUCGAACGGCCACACCUCAAUCAUCCGCCAUCCACCAUCCACACGUGUCUAUCGACCCGCACCCUCACGUCUCCUUGAAUCGAUAAGACCCAGCCAAGUCGACCUGUUCACCCCGUUCAAUCUUCCCGACCCAGCAGCUCCCGAGAGUACCGCAAAUUUCGACGACGUACAAUGUAGCGACAACCCAUCGCCCUUCGAUACCGAUCUGGAUAUGGCCCUGCAAGGAAGAGAACUGAUCCUUGCCGCCAUCACAUGCUUCAUAGCCUGGGGCUACGCCGUCAGCUGGGUCCCGGUCUUGAGAUGGGUAGGAUACGCCUUGGUCGGAGGGGGCAUCUUGACCGUUGUCGCCUUGCUCACCCUCGUCCUCACUACGUCGCGUGGCUUCAGGCGCGGUUUGCGACACCGAUCCCCGCGUCCAAAUGGCCCUGCAUUCCUCGCACCCAAGGCCUGGACCCAACAGGUCUCAAGCCUUCGAGCACGGCAGGCCUACUCGAAAGUUGCCCUCGACCCCAACUCCAGACGCAUCUCCAAAGCCCUCGACGACCUCCUUGAACUCAUCAUACGAGACUUUGUCAGCUCUUGGUAUUCCAAUAUCAGCAAGAACCCGGUGUUCUCCAAUGAGGUCGAUAAAGCUGUGCGCGAUGCCCUCAUCCACAUCCGAGAGCGCCUCCUGGAGCUCGACCUCGUUGACAUCGUCACAACACGAGUGGUUCCGUUAUUGAACGCACAUUUCCGUGAUUUCUACGAGGCUGAGCGAGCUGUUCGAGGGAAGAAGCUCAAUCGAUCGGUGACGGAAUCGGAGGAGCUGGAUCUCGCAAUUGCCUCUAAAUACAAGGAUGGGAAGCUUCACCCAGCAGCUUCAUUGUCAUUCCCCGACACGAAGCUUGUGCAACAAGAUUAUUUGCGAAACAUGGUCUCUGGCAUUCUGCCAAAAGUCCUACAGCCCAACGUGCUGGCCAGUCGAGCCGUCUCAAGCAUCAUUCGAGAGAUCGUGGCUUGCGCUGUGCUGUUUCCCGUUAUGCAAAUCCUGGCUGAGCCCGAUACCUGGAAUCAAGUGAUGGAAAACUAUGGACGUUCGAUGUUGCAAGAUCGGUCGACAGUCCGGAAGUUAAGAGCGGCGUUGGAUCAACAUGCUUCUCCACUGCCAAGGUCCAGCAAGGCUGCCAUUAUACCCCGUCUCUCGCCCACCGACAGCGAGAGAAAGUUCGAAAAGUUUAUCCGCGCAAUACGGAAAGUCAGCAAUCUCUCGGAUGCUAGGCGGCUACGGAGCGAGGUUGCGAGCCAGCUGAAGCGGGACUCUCUAGAGGAAAACCAGGAUCAGGUCUACCUCAGACGACUAGAGAUGGGCAAGCGACUACUGGAUCAGCGCGUUCAGCUUCUUGCCGUCGGCGGAAGUCGACAGACGUCUGCGACUUUACCCGCCCGUCCGUCCGGUGCUCCACAGGCACCCUCCAAGCUCGAGAACGCAUCUCUCGUUGAACUGCUUCGGGAUGCAUCAGGCUUAUCGUAUUUCAUGGAGUUUAUGGACCGUCACCGCAUGAUGCCUCUGGUCCAAUUUUGGCUAGUUGUUGACGGCUUCCGCAACCCUUUGGAGGAUGAGGGUCAGGACGACGAGCAUCUGCCGUCCAAUUUGCCGAUGUGGACAGAUUCUGACCGUCUGGAUUUGGCCCAGAUUGACCACGCAUAUCUAUCCAAGUCCGAACUGAAGGUUUCAAACGCUUCUCGAGAUGAGGUCCGCGUUUUCCUGAGCGCUGGUAAGACAGCUACUCCUGAGCAGUACUACAGAGCUCGCAGAGCGAUUUUGAGGGCUCAGGCAGCUGUUUUGGACGCAAUGCAAGCCCAAUACUUCCAGGCCUUCAAGAAGUCUGAUCUCUUUUACAAGUGUCUGGCCGCACAAGAAGCAUCAGCAACAAGCGCACCUCUCCCCGCUGCAGAGCCGUCGGCAUCCACUCAAGGACAUCCGCCGACGUAUCGAAGCUCCCAUUCUUUCCAAUUCAAGCCUAAUCCCGUCACCCGUAUAGCCCCUAGGCUAACACGACCGCUGUCAAGGCGAGCUGGUUCAGUGUCGGAUUUGGCCAGCCUAAGCCCAAACGGCAGCGGUUCUGAAUCGCUUUCUAAGCAACGUCGCUCCUUCGAGGAAGACGCUUCAACCCCGCUGUUCGACGACGAUGACUUCGAUCAAGAGGGUAUGAUGGACUCGAUCCAAAGCCUUGACCAGGACGCAGGCAAGCCUCCUGUGCCAGAUACGAACGUGGUGCAAGCAAUGGAAGAAGCUUUGAACAAUAUUAUGGAGGACAAUCGGCCGCAAACAGCCGAGGAGUUUAGAGAAUCACUGUUUGGUGCGGAUGAUCAAGUCGACCGGUCAAGUCUGUUUUCUGGAGAUAACGAAUCCCUCCGCGGAUCACUUGAAAUGGCAAGGCCUGCACCUUCCUCCAAGGAGGUUGAUAAACCAAGUCUGGCAUCUCUGGGCCUUGUGAGUGCGGCAUCUCGCAUCGGAGUAUUCGUGGAUGACGAUCUUUUCGGUGAUGAGGACAAGUACCUCUCUGACGAACGAGAUGAUCCGGAAGAAGAGGCGAAAGGCGAUGUGGAGGACGAGAUCCAGGAGGCGGCUCCAGGCGAUCUCGGACUAGCAGAAGCUAUUACGGCUUUGUCUAAUGACAUCGACCGCCUCGUAGCACAAGAUGCUAUAGUCGAGUCACUGACGAAGAAGGCAGAGCUCACCAACAACACGGCGGAGCUUCGUAUCCUGCGGAAAUCCAAGGCGAGUCUGCAACGCGAGAUCCGGCGCAAGGAACUUCAAAGGCAACAGUACGUUGUUCAGGAGAGCGACAACAGCCUGUACGGGCGGUCAACGAUCAAGAUCAAGGCCAUACAAGUGGGCAGGGAAGACGAUGGGAGGGAAUUCGCUCUGUAUGUGAUUGAGGUACAAAGAGAUGCUGGAGAGAAGAUGCCAGCCGCGACGUGGAUGGUCACUCGCCGAUAUAGCGAGUUCCACGAGUUGCACCAGAAACUUCGCUCAAGAUAUCCAUCUGUUCGCAAUCUUGAAUUUCCCAGGCGAAGGAUGGUCAUGAAGUUCCAGAGUGAAUUUCUUCGCAAGCGACGGACUGCCCUUGAGAAGUAUCUCCGGGAUCUCCUCGAGCUUCCAGAGGCUUGCAGGAGUCGGGACUUGCGAGCAUUCUUGUCGCAAAGUGUGAUAGCGCAAGGUCAAGAUAUUGUGGACCGCGAGGACAAGAAAGAUAUGAUCACGAGGUUAUACGACUCCGUUACGGAUGGCAUGGAAGACAUCCUGGGCAACAUUCCUGUUCUGGACCAGUUGUCUCUGGCUGGUCAGAAUCUCAUCGCGGCAGCCACAAACCAGCUGAAUGCUAUGCCACUGCCUGCUAACGAGGACGGUGUCGGCGCUGCUGAGGCUGAGGCUGAACUGAACGCUUUCGAGAACAAGGAGCUAGAGUCUUUCAUCAAGCCUAUCUGCGACAUCUUCCUGGAAGUCUUUGAACUCAACCGAGGUAAUAACUGGCUUAGGGGGCGUGCUGUGGUCGUUGUCCUUCAACAGCUGCUAGGCGGAACAAUCGAGCGUAAGGUUCGAGACAACGUCAAGAUGCUCGUACAAGAAGAUGCCAUCAUUAGGUAUAUCGCCCUGCUCAGGGAUAGCAUGUGGCCCGGUGGGGAGAUGAAUAAGAAUAAGCAACCCAGGACGGCAUCGGAGAAGAAGAAGACGAGAACGGAAGCCAGCUUGAUGUUGGCUACUCUUAUACCCGACCUAGCAGGAAGCGUUGUCGGAAGAGUGAAUGCUCAAGCAGCCAGCCGGCGUGUGUUUGCAACCUUUAAUAAUUCGAGGCUCAAGUAA